UUCAAAGACCAUCUUUGCUGAAGACAAUUAAAUAGGAAGAUGUUCCAUCAUGGCCCACAGGAGUGAACAAUGCCAUUUUGAAUAAGUAGAUCAAGUUCCCUCGUAUUCUUAAGAUUUUGAUAUGGCAAGCACACCAGACAAAGAAGCCCAGGGUUCUACAAGUGUUGAAAAGAGAAAAAGUACGUCCGCUUCGAAAGUCGUGGCCUCUGGAGAUCGAGGAGCAACUGGAAAGGCGCGCUUAGAGUUCCGAAAAGGGUUUUAUAACAAAGAUACUAAGGAUUCGUUGGAUAGGAGCUCAAAGAGUACGGGAAGCCGUGCUAGAGGAAAAGAAAACAUACAUAGUGCUCAUAAAGAAGACGAACAAGUAGUAAGCCCUCCAAUUAUUUCGCCAAAAUUGGAUGAAGUGGAAUCCAAGUCACCUUUUCCUGUAUCAAGGAACUUGGGGACAGAAUUCCUCUCCGUUGAGGGAACACCUCAACCAAAAUCUAAGGCUCCUGAACAUUUUUCAGGAAUCAAGCUUCUUUCUAUUACUAUAUUGGCAGUUAGUAUCUUUUUUGCCUUUACUUAUUACUCCCCUCCUAUCCAGUUGCCGUUUUGUGACUCAAACAAUUCAAAGGUCCUUGAAGAUUGCCGUCCUUGUCCAAGUCAUGGUACUUGCAGUGCUGGAGAGUUGACUUGUGAUCACGGCUUCAUUGAAUCUGCUGGAAAGUGUGUGGAGGAUAAAACUUUUAGUGUGGUUACAAAAGACACUAAGAAUAGAAUAGAAGCCAUACUUAGAAAGAGAGCAGGAAUGUCUUUAUGUGGCACAGGAGAGGUUCAGAAAGAAAUGGAUAGUGCUCAGUUACGCAAAGCAGUUUUGCUAUCAUUUGGAACCAAGCUACCUCUGGAAGAGAUUCGUUUUAACCGUGCAUUUACAGAGGCAUUUUACACAAUUGUGAACGACUCUGUUUCGUCAGAUGAAUUUGAGUGUAGAGAAGAGGGAGAAAGGAUAUGGUGUCAAGCGUUGCAUCCUUCUCUUUCCUUGUCCUGUCGUUUAAGAUUUUUUGUUUUGCAAGAAUGGUGGAAGCUAUUGAUAACAAUGUCAAUACUUAUUGGAAUAAGUCGUCUCUACUUCUGGUUCCGUUUGAGAAGAUGGAUCGAUAAGCAGGUGAAAACAGUUACGGAAGAAGUAUAUCGACAGUUGACAGCAAGUUCCCAAUUGACAUCACCUUUAAGUGAAAGAAAGAAAGUAGUAGUUACUCGGUUACGGGACGACCUUCUUCACGAUCAGUCUUUACUAAAAUGGAAGGAUGUUAUUUGGCGGAAAGUGGUUGAGAGAGUUGACAGUGAUUCUCGUGUUCAGAAGCGUAGAGAAAUUGUAAAUGACUUACCUCAGUUAGUCUGGGAAUGGCAUGACAAAAUAGUUUAAGUAAAGAUCAUUCUCACGUGCGGAAUACUUGGCAAUGUCCUCUGUUUUCUUUUUUAUA
Messenger RNA from Galdieria sulphuraria, 1466 nucleotides. RefSeq lists its product as uncharacterized. The record is from RefSeq and is a predicted model, not a curated record. Gene Ontology annotation, molecular function: chromatin binding. The transcript has 3 exons. Bases 122 to 1408 code for a protein of 428 amino acids. Lineage: Eukaryota; Rhodophyta; Bangiophyceae; Galdieriales; Galdieriaceae. Gene Ontology annotation, cellular component: nuclear inner membrane.